Messenger RNA from Symbiodinium sp. CCMP2592, 1080 nucleotides. The record is from the annotation of a GenBank genome assembly. Lineage: Eukaryota; Dinophyceae; Suessiales; Symbiodiniaceae.
AUGGCCCAUGAUGGCUCAGGCAGCCCAGGCACAGGCGGGGCACAGCACGGGCAGCAGGGGCAGCAGGAGCAGGGCGGAGGCGGAGGCAAGCUUGAGUACUGUGCGGGCUUCUUCGAUGGACUGGGCCACGUCUUCGAGGACGGGCCUAGCUACCGGCUGGAGCUCACGCUGCCCUGGGAGCAGCGCGAGGCGCUGCAGCUCUUCCAACAGCUCUUCAGCGGCAGUAUCGUGCCCAGCGAGGCUGUCGGGGCCAGGCGCCUGGAGGAGAGAGCAGGAGCUCACCGGCUCACCCGGGCUCACCGUGGGAACCUAAAAUGGACUUUGCGGGGAGAGCCGGGCCGGCGCGCUGCCUCGGCGCUCGCGGCCCAGGCAGUUCUCAAGCAGCCGCAGCUUUUGCUGGCAGCCCAUUCCUUUUCGUUUCCACGGCGUCCACGAACAGCCUUGCAAGAUUGCAAGUGGAUGGGCCCUUUCUCCCGAGCCGGGAUGGCGGCGGGGGGGAUCACUUGGCCCUACGUGGCAGGGCUCUUCGAUGCCGUGGGCCAUAUCAGGCCGAACAGCAGCGAGCCGAGGAAGCUGGUGUUUUUGGAGUUUUCGGAGAAAUCUCAUCGCUUUUUGGAGAUCUUGGAAAGCUUCUUCAAUGCUCAGCUCUCGCCCGGCGGCUGGCGCUCGGAUGUCUCAGUAAGGCACUUCCACCGUCUCAGCCGUCUUUCUCUGGUCGACUCCAUUGCCCAAACGACGCUGCGGCAGCUGCUGCGAGUUGGCUUGAGCGUGCGGAAGGAGGCCGCGCAGCUCGCCCUCUCUCCGUUCCUUUGUAAGAUUUCGAAGCUUCCCCAGCUCCGGCUGAUCCUGGCCGCGCAGCGAUGCUUCGUGGAUGACUGCGGCUUCGGACGUCGAAGACUCGCUCCUCUGAGUCAGAGCUUCGAGAAGCACGAGGAGGCCUCUUGCCGGCAACGCGACGUGGCAGAUGCUCGCCAUGCCAUGCAGCUGCUCCGCCUGGCUUGCGAAAGCUUCCGUGACUUCCGUGAAAGAUCCGAGAUCAGGGUCACUGCAACUCCGAGACAUGGAGUUGGAGCACAGUGA